CAUUCAUUUCCGAUGCUCUUCCGCAAGUGUCUUCUUCAUGGAUCCUUCCGAAGCGCGCGAAUCGUCGCAUCGCGUGAGCCGAUGCGCUACCACGUCAACUGCCCCUCGAGUGACCGCAGGGGCACGACCAUCUGUGCCCUGUCUUCCGGUCAUGGAAAAUGCGGCGUGGCGGUGGUAAGAGUAUCGGGAAGUCGAUCUUUGGAGGCGCUGAAAAAGAUGACGAACAUAUCCAAGCUGGAACCAAGGAGAGCUUUCUUGCGGAAGAUACACGAUCCGGAAACGAAGGAAGUAAUCGACAAUGGGCUUUGCUUAUGGUUCCCUGGUCCGCACUCGUUCACCGGUGAGGAUUCUGUGGAGUUUCACGUGCAUGGUGGGCCAGCGAUCCUGACUCGAUUGAUGCAGGCUCUUUCGAGAUUGCAGGUGCAUCCGGCGUUGCCGGGUGAAUUCACCAGACGUGCCUUCUACAAUAACAAGUUGGACCUGACGGAAGUCGAGGGCUUGGCCGAUUUGAUAGAGGCCGAGACUGAAUGCCAGAGGAAGCAGGCGUUGCUACAGGCCGAUGGAGUCCUGCGUAAACUGUAUGAUAGCUGGAGGAAGGUGCUGUCGGAAUCCGUGGCCAGUCUCGAGGCGUACAUCGACUUCGGCGAGGAAGAAAACAUCGAGAGCGACGUGGUACAAAAUGCACAUCGCGCUCUCAGAAAACUGAUGCGGGAUGUAGAGGAGCAUUUAGCUGACGGUAGGCGGGGGGAGAUUCUACGCAGCGGGGUGAGAACUGUGAUCGUCGGCGAGCCCAACGUGGGCAAAAGCAGCCUGCUGAAUCACCUGGUGCAGCGAAACGCCGCCAUCGUCACGCCCGUCGCCGGCACCACGAGGGACGUCAUCGAGCUGACCGCGAAUAUCUCGGGUUAUCCUGUGCUGAUAGCGGACACCGCCGGCAUCACAGAGGACACCGAGGACAUCGUCGAGGUCGAGGGUGUCCGUCGAGCGAGAAGCCACGCGGAGAACGCCGAUUUCGUGAUCGUCGUAGUGGACGCGUUGAAAUGCGCGACCAGUGGAAUGACGUACCAAGAUUAUAUACGGGGGUAUUUGUUGUCAUUAGGGAUACACGAGUUGCUGGCGAAGCUCGGGAAGGAACGUUUCAUCGUGAUAGCGAAUAAAAAAGAUUUAUUAAAGGAGGAGGAGGAAUGGCGACUCGGUGAUACCGAAGCAGUUUUAGUAUCCUGCAAAACGGAAGACGGCUUUCGGGAUUUGCUGCGAUCGCUGACAGAUUGUUUCGGUAAUAUAUGCGGCAAUCCAUCUGCGGAGAGUCCGACUAUUAGUCAGGCGAGGCACAGAAAUCACUUGUCGCAGUGCCUGAGACAUCUGCAGAAUUACUUCGAAUUAUGCGCCAAUGAGCAGCACGACGUGGCCAUAGCGGCAGAGGAAAUCCACAAAGCAAUGCGGGAACUCGGAAGGAUAACGGGACAUGUGAGCACUAAUGAAAUAUUAGAUAUUAUAUUCAAAAACUUUUGUAUCGGCAAAUAAAGCGCUACUACUUUGUACGCAGUUUUUCUCUUAUAAAAUAUAUUUAUAAUAUUUUCAGUUGUGGAAUAAUUACGAUUGGAUACGUUAUUUAAAUGUAAUUAUGUUCUUAGGAAUAGCAAUGUGAAGUAGAACGAAUGGAAAGAGGGAAACCUUCAUAAGCAUCGUAUGUUUAUUAACAAUGUUACACGCACAAUCAUACAUAGAACAACCUUUUGCCUGAUUAUAAGAUAUCGAUACCCUACUCGUUAUACACAGAUAGGGCUCCGUUACGUGGUUUCAAGUCGUUAUCUGUAUGCCAUGUCCGUGUUAUAUGUGCUAAUUGUAUCUCGUUAUUAUGACAUCGGUAUCAUAACAACUCCGCUCGCUCUUGCAAAACGUAUAAUUUCACUUGGCGAAAUAACAAAAGCAAAACAACUUUACCCAAGGGAAAAA
Molecule: messenger RNA, 1956 nt
Organism: Pogonomyrmex barbatus (red harvester ant)
Lineage: Eukaryota; Metazoa; Arthropoda; Insecta; Hymenoptera; Formicidae
Product: 5-taurinomethyluridine-[tRNA] synthase subunit GTPB3, mitochondrial
Biological process (GO): tRNA methylation; tRNA wobble uridine modification
Cellular component (GO): cytoplasm; mitochondrion
Molecular function (GO): GTPase activity; GTP binding; protein binding
Source: RefSeq, a predicted model, not a curated record